AUGGCGCUUGUCGGGAGAAGCCCCGUCAAGGUCACGGCUGCGCCAUCAACAGCUCCCCAAGAGGCUAUGGCUGCCUCUCUUCAGGCGCAUAUCGACGAGCUAGUCCAGAAGAAUCGAACAUGCGAACACACCAUACGGCGUCUUCAGCAGACAUUAGCCGAAGAAAAGGAGCGUGGUAUCGAAGUCGUCUCUCGACUUAAAGCUGCUUCACAACAAGAACGCGAGGAAUGGCGCGAAGGGUGUGACUCGUUACUUGCAAGCCACCGGAUUGUGCAUCUGCGUACUCGCAUCGAGCUUGAUAAGGAGCGUAUGAACGUGCUACUGGAGAAGGAGGAGAAUAGGAGAGAACGGAUUAAUAUUCUCCAUCGUGACUAUAGGCUCACUCUUUUCCAAGCAAAGGAGUCAGAGCUUGAGGCCAAGAUUGGUUCCUUGGAAGAUGCACUGGAGGAACUGACAGAGGAACACGAGCAAGACGGGCAGGAGUAUAUGGAGAGGAUCGGUUCUCUGGAGAAAGAACUACAGAAGGCAGAGAAACUGCGCAAAGAGUCCAUCUCACGAUUAAAAGCUAGAGAAGCUGAGUUUUCAUCUUUACAGUCUGAGGUCGCUACACUACGAAAAGAGAACACAGCAAUGAAAGCUUCGUCUGAAUCAACUUCCGUGAACUUGGAGCGGACAUCACUCCAACUUGAAGGCGCAAAGACGAAUAUAACUGAAUUGGAAAGUGCGAAUGCUGAACUCAAGCGGACCAACGUAGAUCUCAAACGCCAGUUGGAUAGGUGGCAAAGCCUUGAAACGAAGGGUGGUGCUGAAGUGGAAGAGAUGCGGAAACGAAGGAUCGAACUGGAGGUCCAAGUGAAGGAACUGCAGAGCAGAGUGAAAGAGCUGGACAAGUCCGACAGCGACAGCACGAAGGCACUGGAGAAAGAGAAGAAAAAGGUCGAGAAACUGAAAAGAGAGAAUGACCGGAUGGCUGAGGUUACGGAGGAGGCGCAGUCAAUUGCAAAGAAAGCCCAGGAUGAAUACGAUGAAGCCGCUAAGCAACUGCGUGUAGCCCAAAGGCUCAUUGAGAAACUUCAAAGUGAGAAGCUGUCGAAAGAUCAUAAGAAGAAGGGUCGACCGGCUCAACCCAUCGAUGUACAGGCUGCAGAAGUCGAACCGGAGAGCGUCGAACCAUCGGAGCGGGAAGUUGAAAAGUCCCUGACACAGGCUCCCAAGUCUCGGGUUCGCCCUCGACCUGCUGCUAAGGGAAAGGUAUCAGAUAAAGAACUGGAGUCCACUGAAGAAGAGCCUGAGGUAUCUAACGAGCAGGAUGACGAGGAUGAAGACCAACAGCCGAAACGUACAGGCAAGGGCAAAGUUCGAGCACAAAGCGAGAAUUCUAAUGCGGUGAAGAAACGCAAGAACAAGCCGCCUGUUGAACCUGAACAAGACGAAGAAUCCGAAGGGAGAGAUGAUGAAGAGAAUUCAAGAAGAAAGCGAAGGGGAAAGAAAAAGGCAGAUGCCCUCUCGAGUGAUUCGGAGGACGACUCUAAGAAGCGAGCUAAGAGCAAUUCGAACAAACGCGACAAGGUAGCUGACAGCGACGAAGAUUCAUCACGCAAGCCGGAUACUACCAAGCGUCGGGCAAAAUCGAAAGAUAGCCAGGUGCACGAUGCAGGAACCCGAAGUUCGAGUCAACCAAAGGCUCGAAAGCCAAGCU
Molecule: messenger RNA, 1699 nt
Organism: Fomitiporia mediterranea MF3/22
Lineage: Eukaryota; Fungi; Basidiomycota; Agaricomycetes; Hymenochaetales; Hymenochaetaceae
Exons: 4
Source: RefSeq, a predicted model, not a curated record